Messenger RNA from Nematostella vectensis (starlet sea anemone), 1239 nucleotides. RefSeq names its product selenoprotein S. Bases 158 to 745 code for a protein of 195 amino acids. Gene Ontology annotation, biological process: retrograde protein transport, ER to cytosol; endoplasmic reticulum unfolded protein response. The record is from RefSeq and is a predicted model, not a curated record. The transcript is spliced from 7 exons. Gene Ontology annotation, cellular component: Derlin-1 retrotranslocation complex; endoplasmic reticulum membrane; Derlin-1-VIMP complex. NCBI's taxonomy places the organism in Eukaryota, Metazoa, Cnidaria, Anthozoa, Actiniaria, Edwardsiidae.
CUCUAACAGACUGGUGCCAAGCCAUCUGCUAUCUUCCACGUAUUUCACAACAAAGCUAUCGGUCACCAAAAGAAGAACUUAUUUAUUUUCGACAAGAACGUUUCUACUUCUCUAAUUGAGAUCGCGUGAUGAAUCAGUGAAAAUAUAAUAUAGGAACAUGGACUUCGCCGAAGAAGAAAACCCACAGCCUAACCAAAGACUGCCUCAGAAUGAAACUCCUGCGUUAGUUGGAAAUACACUGCAUUUCGCCAUUACAUGCCUGGAGAAGUAUGGGUGGUUUUUGGUUCUGGGCAUUGUGAUUAGUGCAGUGAUAUGGAGCAAGGUACGACUGCACUGGCAAAGAAUGAUGAAGAAAAGGGAACAAGAGAAAGAAAUUGCUAAUUUUGACCCUGAAAAAGAAGCAGCUCUUCAAUCAAAGAUAGAGAUGUCAAGAUUGAGAUGGCAAGAGAUUCAGGACGCAAAAGCUGCAAAAUUUGCUGAAGAGAAGAAAAAGGCUGAAGAAGAGAAGAGGAAGGAAGUUAUUGAGGACUGGGAGCGCCACAAACAGGGCAAGGGUUACAAAUCCAAGAAACUUGCCAAUGCAUCAACUAAUGAGACUGCAUUAGCACAAGGUCUGUUAAAGGGGAAGAAAAAGCCAGAUGAGAAGAAACCUCUAAGACCAACAGACUUCAACCCUCUUACAGGAAGUAGUGGUAGAAGUUGCUCUUGGAGGCCUACUCGUAGAGGUGGUGGCGGAGGAGGAUGAGGUUAAUGAUGCACUUACUUCCCUGUCAGAAAUAAACUGUGUAUAUAGAAUAUUUAGAAAUAGUGCAAAAAUAAUGCACAUUUUGUAGAGCAGUAGUAGUAGCAGUGUUGUCUGACAUGGAGCAAGUGCUUUUAUUAAUCAAAGCAGACAGGCAAGAAGUUCUCUAUUACAGAGAUUUGAUGAAGUUUUCCUUUAAAACACAUUUAAUGUGAAUUGGGUAACAGAUGUCCUUGCUGAUGCUUUAUAAAUACUUCAAAUCCAAAAAUAAUCGUUUUAUAAUUCUUAUAAUUCCUAGUUAUUAUUUAAAAUUGUCUCUUCCACAUGACUUAUUAAUAAACUGUUAUGGACCAAUUUUUAUAAAAAAUGCUGUUCCAUUUAUUUAUAUCUACAUACAAAACAAACCUAAUUAUUUUAGUUUUUUAUAGGCUAUAAAAAUAUGUUGAGCAUUGUAAAAAAAUGGAGCCUGUUCUCAUAAUAAACAGAUCCAGUGAGAA